CUCUGAGUCUUCUAGGUCAAGGCAUCAAGGCUUGUGAAGUGUUGGCCAGACGACAGCCAUCAUGACGCUGCUCGGCAGCUGCUGCCGCUGUGCUGGCGCGUUGGCGGUGGUGCCGCUGGCGGUGAUUUUGGCAGUGAUGUUUGAGACCCCCACCGUGACCAUGCUGAGAACAGGUGGCUCUUCACCACGAGAAGACGCGUCGGACGCCGCGCCGCUCGACCCGCGGCUGCGCGAGCCGACGUCGUUGGACGCCACGGAAGAAGCGAAGGACGGCCCAGCCGCACCACGUAUGGGCAGCGGCAACAUGUUCGACCGUAUCGCCUUCGCCUACGACGCGGCGAACAAAUGGAUGUCCUUUGGCUUGGACCAGCACUGGCGCACCACCAUGGUGAAGGACUGCUUGCAACUACGCCCUGACGACCGGGUCUUGGAUUUGGCCACUGGCACAGCCGACGUGAGCAUCCUGGUGGGCCAAGAGCUGAGGCGCUUGGGCGCCUCCGUGCGCGACGCGGUGCUGGGCGUCGAUCCCAGCAACGAGAUGCUCCGGCGCGGCGUCGCCAAGGUCCAGCAGAACGGCCUGGAACACGUGGUGCGACUGGUGAAGGGCGACGCCCAGGACCUGCGCACGGUGCAGGUCAUCGAUGCAGAGGGCACGUUGGCCGAGAAGUCCCCAGGUGCGCGGGAGGCUUCGGUGGACAAGAUCAGCAUGUCCUUCGGCAUCCGCAACGUGCCGGACCGAGCCAAGGCGCUCCGUGAGAUGCGCCGGGUGCUGGAUCCCUCGCAGCAGAGCCGCGUGUGCAUCUUGGAGCUCAGCUUGCCGACAGGUGAGACCUUCCUCUCGCGCCUGGCGAGGAGCUUCAUCACUGAAGUGGUGCCCCUGAUCGGCUGGGUGGCCACCAUGGGCUCCGGCGGAGAGGAAUACGAAUAUUUGGAACGCUCCAUCUUGCGCUUCCCGAAGCCCUUAGACUUCGCCCGGGAACUCCAGGCAGCUGGGCUCCCCGUGGAGCGCAUCACCAGCUUCGCCUAUGGCGCUGUGAACCUGUAUACCGCAGCACCUGCCUGACCGCAGGGCUCGCUGUGACCGCAGGGCUCGGGGCGCGCGCGCGUGGAGCCGGGCGUUGCGGCGGCUCGGCUGGGGGCAGAGCGGCUGGCGGGUUGGAGCGAGAACAAGACGGCCAGUUCGGUUCGCGGCGUGUGAGAUUAACCAUGGGACGUGUUGUGGAUGAGUGUUAAGAACUAAGACCACUGGCGUCACAAGUCUAAGUGGCAAAGAUGACUGGCAACCAGCGCACCUCACUGGGGAAGAUCGAGGGUCUCCUUGGGUUUUUCCGAAGACUCGAUUCCCAACGGCCGUAGACUGAGUGUAUCUUAUCGUUUGUCCAAAGUCGGUGGGUGCAAUCUUAGGAUGGAAGAGGUCAGCAAAGCUCAAGAAAGGAAGACCGAGCCUUGCGAUGGGUAGGAGCAGCUGCUGCAAGAUAUAUGUUGCAGUAGUUGGAAGGUUGAUUUCUUAUUGAAUCAUG
Molecule: messenger RNA, 1520 nt
Organism: Durusdinium trenchii
Lineage: Eukaryota; Dinophyceae; Suessiales; Symbiodiniaceae
Source: the annotation of a GenBank genome assembly